Cryptomeria japonica (Japanese cedar) is the source of this 1158-nucleotide messenger RNA. RefSeq names its product mediator of RNA polymerase II transcription subunit 7a. Lineage: Eukaryota; Viridiplantae; Streptophyta; Pinopsida; Cupressales; Cupressaceae. Bases 369 to 881 code for a protein of 170 amino acids. Gene Ontology annotation, cellular component: mediator complex; core mediator complex. Gene Ontology annotation, molecular function: transcription coregulator activity. The transcript is spliced from 6 exons. The record is from RefSeq and is a predicted model, not a curated record. Gene Ontology annotation, biological process: regulation of transcription by RNA polymerase II.
ACAGUCAUUUUUUUAAUAGCCAAAAUUAAAAAUGGGGUCAUUUUUGUGCGCAGAGUCGAGGCAGGGUUGCUGGUGAAAUUCGCGAUUUUUUUAAAGAAAAAGCUUUAGCAGUAAUAAACUCAAGACGCAGAAUCGAAUUGACAACGAAUGUAUGCUAAAUGAUACUCCAGAGAUAGCUUUAGCCAAACGGUAAUGUGAAGUAUGGAUUUAGAUUGUAACCAGAUAACUGGAUUUUUUAUAUGGUCUUUUUAUAGACACUAUAAACAUGGAAUGUGAUUUUGACUGAACAAAGGCAUUACAUAUUGAUGAGCAAUUACUCUUUCUGUGCAUAUAUCAUGUAGACACCACAUAUAAUUAUUCGAGAUAAAAUGGCUGCUUCAACAUACCCCCCUCCACCUCCUUUUUAUAGGCUUUACAAGGACUACUUAGAUAAUCCAGAUUCAGCACCAGCACCACCUCCACCAGUCAGUGGUUCUUAUGUGUUAUAUGGAGCUACUUACACUACUGAUGAUAUUCUUCCAAGCUUGGAGGAGCAAGGUGUUCGCCAACUAUAUCCUAAGGGACCCAACAUUGAUUUUAAAAAAGAGUUGAAGGUACUAAAUAGGGAAUUGUUGCUUCAAGUUUUGGAGCUUGCUGAUGUAUUAGUUGAGAGGCCAUCUCAAUAUGCACGUAGAGUGGAGGACAUUGGUUUAAUAUUCAAGAAUAUGUAUCAUCUUCUCAAUUCUUUGCGACCGCAUCAGGCAAGAGCCACUUUGAUUCACAUUUUGCAGUUACAAAUACAACGACGAAAGCAAGCAAUUGAAGAUAUUCGAAGGAGGAGGGAGGAGGCCCGACAAUUGGUUAGGGAAGCGCAUUCCACUCUAGAAGGUCACUUGCCUUGAGGCAAUUAUUUGUGAUUGAACAAAGCCAGACAUUAUGGCUCUCCUUACCCCUAAUGCCCUUUCUAUGGCCUCUGAAAUUAGAUGAGCCAACUGAGAUACUACUUUUGGUGUUAACUUUUCCAACUGGAAAUAUAUUUGGAUAGACUGAUUUACCAAAACUUGUUCAAAUGAUAUUUAAUGAGGUAUAGAAUUAUUCAUCAUAUUUUUCUUUCACUCCAUAGAUUAAACAUUUGAGCAUCCUUAUGGGGCAAAAUACAUAAGAGGCAAUUCCUUGGUC